This is a messenger RNA of Torulaspora globosa, 429 nucleotides long. RefSeq names its product 60S ribosomal protein uL23 (gene RPL25). The transcript has a single exon. The record is from RefSeq and is a predicted model, not a curated record. Gene Ontology annotation, biological process: translation; ribosomal large subunit assembly. NCBI's taxonomy places the organism in Eukaryota, Fungi, Ascomycota, Saccharomycetes, Saccharomycetales, Saccharomycetaceae. Bases 1 to 429 code for a protein of 142 amino acids. Gene Ontology annotation, cellular component: cytosolic large ribosomal subunit; ribosome. Gene Ontology annotation, molecular function: rRNA binding; structural constituent of ribosome.
AUGGCUCCAUCCGCAAAGGCUACUGCUGCUAAGAAGGCUGUUGUGAAAGGCACCAACGGUAAGAAGGCUUUGAAGGUCAGAACUUCUGCCACUUUCAGACUGCCAAAGACCUUGAAGUUGGCCAGAGCUCCAAAAUAUGCUUCCAAGGCUGUCCCACACCACAUCAGAUUGGACUCCUACAAGAUCAUCGAACAACCAAUCACCUCCGAGACCGCUAUGAAGAAGGUCGAAGACGGCAACACCUUGGUGUUCCAAGUCCACAUGAAGGCCAACAAGUACCAAAUCAAGAAGGCCGUCAAGGAGCUAUACGAGAUCGACGUGCAGUCCGUCAACACCUUGAUCAGACCCAACGGCACCAAGAAGGCCUACGUCAGAUUGACCCCAGACCACGAUGCUUUGGACAUUGCCAACAGAAUUGGUUACAUCUAA